Molecule: messenger RNA, 2009 nt
Organism: Nomascus leucogenys (northern white-cheeked gibbon)
Lineage: Eukaryota; Metazoa; Chordata; Mammalia; Primates; Hylobatidae
Gene: CPA5
Product: carboxypeptidase A5
Exons: 13
Coding region: 563-1873 (436 amino acids)
Biological process (GO): proteolysis
Molecular function (GO): metallocarboxypeptidase activity; zinc ion binding
Source: RefSeq, a predicted model, not a curated record
UGUCAUAGAAUUCUCAAAAAUUCCUAACUGCUUCUCUCUCUCUCUUUUGCUCUUAUUCUUUCUCUCUCACUCUCUCUCUUUUCCCACCCUUAAGCCAAGUACAGGGAUAGCUGUCUCAUUAUUGGUGGCUUAAAAUGAUGUUUUUGAACAAGAAGACGCUGGAUACUUUUGGUGACUAGCACUAUCUCUGUUUUUUUCCUUUUAAAUUCCUGAGCUAUUGUUUAGCAGUAUGCCCUUUUAUCUCCAUUGCUACUGAAGCUGAAUGUUACUUGAGUGGAAAGCAUAACUGCUUUCUUUUCUAUGUCCUUAAACCCUUUGAUAAUGUUACUGUUUGAGAGUCCCUAAAGCCAGGGUUCUAGGAGACUCUGGCAUGUCUGAACAGCUGAACUAGAAAAUAAUGGAGUAGGGCAGGCUUUACCAAGCCAAUUCACUCAAGUUGUCUCAUCUAUACCCCUUCAAACCCUGUGAGGACGGGCCUUCCAGCCUCUAGGUGCUGUGCUGUCCUGAGGCCUGGGCCAUGGUGCCCAAGGAAAGCCCCUGAAGCUCACCAGGAGGAAGAAGCAUGCAGGGCACCCCUGGAGGAGGGACGUGCCCUGGGCCAUCCCCUGUGGACAGGCGGACACUCCUGGUCUUCAGCUUUAUCCUGGCAGCAGCUUUGGGCCAAAUGAAUUUCACAGGGCACCAGGUUCUUCGAGUCCUGGCCAAAGAUGAGAAGCAGCUUUCACUUCUCAGGGAUAUGGAGGGCCUGAAGCCCCAGAAGGUGGACUUCUGGCGUGGCCCAGCCAGGCCCAGCCUCCCCGUGGAUAUGAGAGUUCCUUUCUCCGAACUGAACGACAUCAAAGCUUAUCUGGAGUCCCGUGGCCUUGCUUACAGCAUCAUGAUAAAGGACAUCCAGGUGCUGCUUGAUGAGGAAAGAGAGGCCAUGGCGAAAUCCCGCCGGCUGGAGCGCAGUACCAGCAGCUUCAGUUACUCCUCAUACCACACGCUGGAGGAGAUAUAUAGCUGGAUUGACAACUUUGUAACGGAGCAUUCCGAUAUUGUCUCAAAAAUUCAGAUUGGCAACAGUUUUGAAAACCGGUCAAUUCUUGUCCUGAAGUUCAGCACUGGAGGUUCUUGGCACCCAGCCAUCUGGAUUGACACUGGAAUUCACUCCCGGGAGUGGAUCACCCACGCCACCGGCAUCUGGACUGCCAAUAAGAUUGUCAGUGAUUAUGGCAAAGACCGUGUCCUGACAGACAUACUGAAUGCCAUGGACAUCUUCAUAGAGCUCGUCACAAACCCUGAUGGGUUUGCUUUUACCCACAGCAUGAACCGCUUAUGGCGGAAGAACAAGUCCAUCAGACCUGGAAUCUUCUGCAUUGGCGUGGAUCUCAACAGGAAUUGGAAGUCAGGCUUUGGAGGAAAUGGUUCUAACAGCAACCCCUGCUCAGAGACUUAUCACGGGCCCUCCCCUCAGUCGGAGCCGGAGGUGGCUGCCAUAGUGAACUUCAUCACAGCCCAUGGCAACUUCAAGGCUCUGAUCUCCAUCCACAGCUACUCUCAGAUGCUCAUGUACCCUUAUGGCCGAUCACUGGAGCCCGUUUCAAAUCAGAGGGAGUUGUACGAUCUUGCCAAGGAUGCGGUGGAGGCCUUGUAUAAGGUCCAUGGGAUCGAGUACAUUUUUGGCAGCAUCAGCACCACCCUCUAUGUGGCCAGUGGGAUCACCGUCGACUGGGCCUAUGACAGUGGCAUCAAGUAUGCCUUCAGCUUUGAGCUCCGGGAUAUUGGGCACUAUGGCUUCCUGCUGCCGGCCACACAGAUCAUCCCCACGGCCCAGGAGACAUGGAUGGCGCUUCGGACCAUCAUGGAGCACACCCUGAAUCACCCUUACUAGCAGCACGACUGAGGGCGGGGCAGGAGGCUCCAUCCUUCUCCCCAAGGUCUGCGGCUCCUCCUGAAACACAUUAUGCAUCCCCAUCCCCAUGCCCUCAUCCCGACCUCUUAGAAAAUAAAUACAAGUUUGAACAGGC